AUGACACCAGCAGUGCGGGAAUGGCCAGGCGCUCAAGUCUUCGGCCACAUUCCGGCUGUCCUCCACGCAGACAAGAGUGCCUACGAGCAGCUUAACAGCUCGCUGCAGAAGGUUUACCACGUCCGCUACUCCCUGGCGCACGAUCUCUCCCUGCUCUCCGCCUUCGCCUGCUACCGCUUGACGCACGGCGACCUCCUCCGCAUGCGCCGCCGCUCCAAGAAGUUCGGCACCCGCGGCGGCGGACUCUGGUGGCCCUGCCGCCUCUGGAGGAACUGGGGCGAGCUCAUGGUCCCGAGGCAGCUGCUGCGGUACAACGACGCCACCGGCGCUGGGAACAUGCCGAGGCUGCAGUCCUUCGAGCUCCAGGAGCUGGAGGUGGACGUGAAGGCCAAGAUGCUGAGGCGGAAGCAGACCUUUAGGCAGCGGCUGUCCCAGGGGAUGUCCGCGAUCAGCUCGGAGGACACCUCGGACUCGAAGAAGACCACCGCCUACGACCUGACCUGGAACUCGGACCUCUGCAUCCUGGGCGGCCUCGCGCCCCACGAGUACCUGGCCCUGGAGAAGCCGCAGGAGAUGGUCAGCUCGAUGUCGGGCCCGAUCGAUGUGGUGGACGAGGAGUCCGGGCCCUGCGACGACUCGGCGCCCCUGGGCACCGUGGAGACCGACCCCUCCGGGGAGCUGGGCCUCUCCGAGGACAUGGGGCCCGGGGACCUCCCCGUGGAGCUCGGGCGGCACGUGGUGCCGGAUCGCGUGGCGAUCAUCGCUGAGUGGGUCUUCGAGGACUUCAAUUCGAUGGCCCGCUAUGUCGACAUCCCCGCCCCGAUCGUCUCGAGGCCCUACCAGGAGUUGUCCCAGGGCCUGCUCGGCUUCUCCCAGGCCUGCAAGAUGGCCGACUUCCCCUUCCCGAGCCCCUUCGCCCAGCUCCUGGAGUGGCUGCUGGUGGCCUAUACUUUCUUCAUACCCCUGUUCGCGACAGUCUUCACCGGCUCCGUCGCGUUGGCGCCGUUCCUGGCGUUCCUGGCGACACUGACUUUCUGGACGCUCACGUCCAUUUCGCGCGUGCUGGAGAACCCGUUCGCGGACAAGCUCUCGUCGUCCCCUCCCUUCUGCCCUUCUGCCCUGGCGGCGAGCAGUGUCAGUGGCAUGGAGUUUCCCACCAUGGCAGGGCUCAUUGAAGCAGAGUUCCGCCGCCAGGUGUCCGCGACCCUCUGGGCUCGAGCCAUUCUGGACAAGGCCCGGUGCGACCGCACCCUGGCGACCGCUGUGCUGGCCGGGGCCGCGGCGGGCGCCAUCGGCGGUACCGUGGCGGCCCUCUGCGUCCUCAACGGCCGGAAGAGCGGGCCACUCGCGGGCGGCCCAGCGGCAGCGGCCACGGAGGGCGGGGCCAGCGAGAGGAGGGGCCGCAGGCGCGAGUCCGUGCUCAAUACCGACGAGAACCGCGCGCACGUUGCCGGGGUGACAUCCAAGUGGACGAAGCCUGUCGUCAUAUCGGGGCCGGGGCUCGAGGAGUUGGCGAGGGCGGUGUCGAAGAGACUGGGCUGCGAGGCGGUCGCCGAAGGGGACGGUCCCACGCUCUCCGUGGAGGUGUUCAAGUCGAACGACCCCAACAUCAGGUUCAACUGGAAGCGCAUCGUGGGCCGGAAGAUCAUCUUCCUGUUCGACACCGUCGACCAGAGCCGCCUCUUCGAGCAGUUGGCGCUGCUGCAGGCCCUGCAGGGCUUCGCCGUCCCCGAUGGCGAGGACAGGUCCACCAAGUGGAAGUCGUACGCCCUGGCAGGCAAGUACGCUUGGGGCCGCGCCUCCCACGUGACCAUCGUGCUGCCGUGGUUCCGGCCGUGCCAGAUGGAGCGCACCAGCCGCUGGCAGCUCAAGGACGGCGCGUGGACCAACGCGGACCCUCAGGGCGAGUGGCUGGACGUGCCGUCCGCGCAGUACUACGCCCGGCUCCUGUGCACCCCGAGCUCGGUGCCCCCCCUGCCCGGGCCGUCGUCCGCCCUGGACGGCAUGCCCCUGGACCCCUUGUGGCGGCCGCCCGUCGAGCUGCUCUUCUUGGAGCUGCACGAGGAGCAGCCGAUCGCGCACUCCGUCAGCGAUCUGGGGGCCACUAUCCGCAUGGAGCGCUUCGUGCCCUACUUCCUGGACAGGUUCAAGGGCCGCCCAGACUACCCCGGGAAGGCGGGCACAUACGUGCUCUUCCCCGACAAGGGGGCGUACGACCGCUACCACUCGGCCGUCCUGGAGCGGCUGAAGCUCGAGGAGGACCACAUCCUGUUCAUCAAGAAGACCCGCGUGGGCGAGACGAUCGGGCAGGAGCAGAAGCUCUUCUUCGACAGGGGCCAGGAUCAUCUCGGGGAGAAGAGCUCCUUCGCCGGCUCGGACCACAUUCUCAUCAUCGACGACUUCACCAACUCAGGGAGCACGCUGUUCGGCGCCGUGGACCUCGUAAGGAAGCUCGUCGAGAAGGGGGGCUCCCCGGCGGUGUCGAUCUUCGUCUCGCACCUGGUGGCGACGUACGACACCAAGGUGGUGCAGAAGCUCCAGGAGAAGCUGCACUCCCUCGGACCCACUUGCAGGUUCUUCACGACAAACUCCAUCCCGCUCACCACGGACAAGCUGAAGUCGGACCCGCAGGUCAAAGUUUUUGACGUCUCGGACUUCAUCGCAGAUCUUGUAGAGAAAGAGUCUUGA
This is a messenger RNA of Prorocentrum cordatum, 2688 nucleotides long. Lineage: Eukaryota; Dinophyceae; Prorocentrales; Prorocentraceae. The record is from the annotation of a GenBank genome assembly.